Paracoccidioides brasiliensis Pb18 is the source of this 804-nucleotide messenger RNA. Its product is annotated as urease accessory protein UreG. Bases 1 to 804 code for a protein of 267 amino acids. The record is from RefSeq and is a predicted model, not a curated record. Gene Ontology annotation, molecular function: GTPase activity; nickel cation binding. The transcript has 3 exons.
AUGUCAACCGGCGCCCCACAUCAUCAUACACACACCCAUUCCCACGAUGGUGCUGCGCAUGGCCAUUCGCAUGAGAUUCUCGAUGGCCCUGGCUCAUAUCUGAACCGGGAAAUGCCCUUGAUCGAAGGGCGUGACUGGAAUGAUAGAGCAUUUACGAUUGGUAUUGGCGGUCCAGUGGGCUCGGGAAAGACUGCCUUGAUGCUUGCAUUGUGUCUCGCUCUGCGAGACGAAUAUAACAUUGCAGCCGUAACAAAUGACAUAUUCACAAAAGAAGACGCUGAAUUCCUCACCCGCAACAAAGCCCUCUCCCCCCAGCGCAUCCGCGCCAUCGAAACCGGCGGCUGCCCCCACGCCGCUGUCCGCGAAGACAUAAGCGCUAACCUACUCGCCCUCCAAUCCCUCCAGCGCCAAUUCCAAACCGAUCUCCUAUUAAUAGAAUCCGGGGGUGACAAUCUGGCCGCCAACUACUCGCGCGAACUGGCCGAUUUCAUAAUCUACGUCAUCGAUGUGGCGGGCGGAGACAAGAUCCCUAGAAAAGGGGGACCGGGGAUAACGGGUAGUGACUUGCUGGUUGUGAACAAGAUUGAUCUAGCGGAUGCGGUUGGGGCUGAUUUGAGCGUUAUGGAGAGGGAUGCGGUGAAAAUGAGGGAGGGGGGUCCGACGGUGUUUGCAGAGGUGAAGAAUGGCAAAGGAGUUGAGCAUAUUGUGGGGCUGGUUUUGAGUGCGUGGAAGGCUAGUGGGGCGUAUGAACUUAGUUUGCAGAGGUGGAAAAAUGGGGCGGUUAGGGGGUCUGGGGAGGUUUGA